AUGCCAGUCUCUGAUGCACUGACGCUCUUCGAGCAUGUGGACGUCUUGCAGACUGGGCGCAUCACCCUGGAUGAGCUCAUGGAGAGCAUCAAGUCCUUGACCUCGAAGGCCACACCCUUCGACACGUGUUGCCUGACCGCCCGCAUUGGCGGUACAGCGACAUUCACCACGCGACUGGUGACGCGCACGGACCACGUGGCGGCAACACUGGAGGAGGCGAGGGCUUGGUGA
Symbiodinium pilosum is the source of this 231-nucleotide messenger RNA. The record is from the annotation of a GenBank genome assembly. Lineage: Eukaryota; Dinophyceae; Suessiales; Symbiodiniaceae.